AGAGGAAGUGAGAGACAGUUGGCGCUCGCUUUUCCAUACUGUAUUGGUGGUGGCAAAAUGGCAGCUUCUGUCUCAUCCGUCCCCCUUCCUCUAGCUCCCUCACCCUCUCCUGAGAGAAGUAACCCAGAUUUCAAAAUGAAUCGCUGCCUGUUCCCCUCAAUCUUUCUCCUCUCUCUCUCUCUCUCUCUCUCUCUCUCUCUCUCUCUCUCUCUCUCUCUCUCUCUCUCUCUCCAUCUCUCAUCCUCUUCUUAGUAAAACAGAAUCAAUCUUGGAAAGAGAGUACCACCUCUCUAUCUCGUCCUCCUCCUCACCCUGCCUCUGGGUUAACGGAUAUAUACCACUUGACUCUUCUAUCUUUGGUUCCUAGAAAGCUUGAAUCUCUUGAAACGCUUGUUGCUUUCGCUUUUUGUUGUAAUAGGUUUUUCUUUUCUUUUCGUUAAUUUUGGCUGAUUCUUUUGCACUUGCCACAGCACUACUUCUCUUGGUCUUUUCUUCCUGUCUUACUGGUUUUAUUUUGAGGUGACCAGCUACAGGUGUGACACCUUAGCCUUUCUUCUGAAGUGAGCGAAGAAAGGGGGAGAAGGAGAAGAAAGCUGUCUUAAAUUCACGCCUUUCCUUUAAAAUCACCACAAAUCCAGGCAUCAUGUCGACCCCGGUCUCCCCUUCCCCCUCCCUCUCCCCGUUGACGCUGGCCUCCCCUACAUCGGCAACCUCCCUCGGUGCCUCACCCCUGCCCUCGCUUCUCUCCACUCCACCAAGAGUGCCUGUGUUCCAGAGGAAGGGAGCGCUCAAACAUAAGAGGAUUGUCGAGGUGAAAGACCACCAGUUCACGGCCCGCUUCUUCAAACAGCCCACCUUCUGCAGCCACUGCACCGACUUCAUCUGGGGCAUCGGCAAACAGGGAUUCCAAUGUCAAGUUUGCUGUUUUGUGGUCCACAAAAGAUGUCAUGAAUUUGUGACCUUCACUUGUCCCGGCUCUGUGGCGGGCCCCCAACCAGAUGACCUGAAGAGUCAACACACAUUUAAAGCCCACACUUACUCCAGUCCCACCUUCUGCGAUCACUGUGGCUCGCUGUUGUACGGCCUCAUACACCAGGGCAUGAAAUGUGGCUGUUGCGACAUGAACGUCCAUCGACGGUGCGAGACCAGUGUUCCCAGUCUCUGUGGUGAAGACCACACGGAGAAGAGAGGGAGGAUCCACCUGACUGUCAGAGGAGAGAGUGAGGAUGUCUUUGUCACAGUGCGGGAGGCUCGUAACCUGAUGCCCAUGGAUCCAAACGGACUGUCAGACCCGUAUGUUAAACUGAAAUUGAUUCCAGACCCGAAGAGCCACAGCAAACAGAAGACAAAGACCAUCCGCUCAACACUCAAUCCCAUCUGGAAUGAGAGUUUCACCUUCUCAGUGCGCGGCCACCAGUGGGACAGGCGUCUGUCUGUUGAGGUAUGGGACUGGGACCGCACGUCUAGGAACGAUUUCAUGGGAGCGCUGUCAUUCGGAGUGAGUGAGAUCUUCAGGCGUCCCAUCAGCGGCUGGUUCAAACUGCUGGCUCAAGAUGAAGGAGAGUACUACAACAUCCCCGUGCCAGACCCUGACCUACAGGAGCCUCAGCUGGAAGGCACAACACCCUCUCAGCCUCAUGCACUACCUGCCGUGCUGUCUGAGCCGUUCACUGUGGCCCUGUCCCCGACCCCUGUACCGUCCUGCCCGCCAGUCCACAACCCAGGCCCCGCCAAAGUCAAAGUGGGCAUCCUCGACUUCAACUUCCUCAUGGUGCUGGGGAAAGGCAGCUUUGGCAAGGUGCUGCUGGCAGAGGAGCGAGGCAGCGAGCGUCUGUUCGCCGUGAAAGUGUUAAAGAAAGACGUUCUCUUCCAGGACGAGGACACGGAGAGCGCCCUGGUGGAGAGGAGGGUUCUGGCGCUUUCUUCUCGCCCUCACUUCCUCACUUCACUCUACUGCGCCUUCCAGACUGAGGAUCGUCUGUAUUAUGUGAUGGAAUACGUCAACGGAGGAGACCUGAUGUUUCACAUUCAGAUAGUCGGCAAGUUCAAAGAGCCUCACGCAGCGUUUUAUGCAGCGGAGAUAGCAGUCGGCCUCUUCUUCCUCCACAGCAAAGGCAUCAUCUACAGGGAUCUAAAGCUGGAUAAUGUGCUGCUUGACAGCGAGGGCCACAUAAAGAUAGCUGACUUCGGGAUGUGCCGGGAGGGCUUGUUUGAGGGCGACACAACACAGACCUUCUGCGGCACUCCUGACUACAUCGCCCCUGAGAUUGUGGCAUAUCAGCCCUAUGAUAAAGCAGUGGACUGGUGGUCUUUUGGAGUACUGCUGUAUGAAAUGCUGGCAGGACAGCCCCCAUUUGAUGGUAUUGACGAGGAGGAGCUGUUUCAGUCCAUCAUGGAGCAGAGUGUUAUAUACCCGAAAAGUCUCACUCGUGAAGCUGUCGCUAUCUGCAAGGGACUCCUGACAAAGCACCCGGCCAAGCGUCUGGGUGGAGGAGAGGAUGCAGAGAGAGAAAUCAGGGAGCAUCCGUUCUUCCGCUGGAUUGACUGGGACCGUCUGGAGAGACUGGAGAUCCAGGCGCCCUUCAAACCAAGAACUGGUGGGAAAAAUGGUGAAAACUUCGACAAGUUCUUCACAGCAGCUCCGUCAGUGCUCACUCCCUCUGACCCGGAUAUACUAGCAGCCAUCAACCAAGAAGACUUCCAGGACUUCACCUUCCAAAACUCAGACUUUGCCCCCUCGCCUCUCACCGCUGUUUGAAAACGGCUCCAACAACCCCCUCCAAGUGUACCCAGACUACCCUGUUAAUCCCCCUAAUAGUAGUUUUCUAACAAAGAAUUUGAACAUGAGAACUAGCAGUGAGUAUUAAAGACACCUCUCAUAACCAAAUCCUGACGUUUACAUGAAAAUGCCAAGACACCUUUAUAUUCAUGCACUCUCUUUGAUGUAUUUAUUUGAUCUUUAUAGUCACAGAAUAUGUUGCAGCAAUGCAAACAAAGCCAGUAUUAUACUGUAGAUUUCAAUCUUAGAGUUUCUUUUUGAUAGACAUCCCCUUGAUAUAAGAGUACUGUAGGAAAUGAAUCUCUUUUGCAUGCAGUGUUUUUAGAAUGAAAUGCAUUGACACACUAGUUUUCUAUAGCUAUAGAUUAUCCAAGAAAGUAUACCUGUGUAACUUUACAACCAAUUUAUAUAAAACCGUUUCCAUUACUACGAUUAGAAUUGUGUUGUGAGAAGCUGUAUUUUACAAAAGUCAGGUUUUACUCAUGCAGCUGUACACGGCACAUAGCAGGCAGUCACUUUUUAAUCAUUUUGCACUUCAUACACAUGAUUUAAAAAUGUUUCUUAGCAGGUUUAUUCUAGUCUAAUAAUACAUUUAUACACAGUACAAUAAUUCAGCAUCAAAAGCACUAAGAUGUGUCUUUCUAAAUAUCUAUCUCACUAUGUUUGUGUGUUGGGAGUGUUGACACUUUGACUAUGAUGCAAACUGAGCGAAUAGCCUUUUUGUUUUUAUUAGACUGGCAUCCUUUGGAAGAGCUCGGUCAGGUUCAUCUGGCCUGACCCGACCUCUCAGUUUAACGUCACACCGGUGACCUCAGAUGACCCGCUGAAACAACGCGUCGGCCACAAUGUGACUGUUAAUGUAGGCUGCAGUGUUAAAUCCAACCCCCCAGCUCGUGCCCACUCUGCCUGACUCUACUGUCACUGGGAGGAAGUCCUCACAUCACUGCCACAGUUUGGGCUGCAUCAUUUUUUAUUCACAUGAUUUUUUUCUCUCUAUUCUUCUUGAGCAAGCCUCUCCACAUUGCAAUAUACAGUAUCCGUGCUCCUUAACGACAUCCUACAACUGCACCGAAAUAUGUAUUUGCAGUCUUAGAAAAUAUUAAUAAUGUUUUCGGGAAAUACUUGAUUAUUUUUGUGGUGUAUACCAUAAAGCUUUUUGCUGUGUAAUGACGUACUCACAGCAUUGAUUAGGCAUAAUUAAAGUGAGGCUCACUGGGACUGUUCAAUACAUGGAAAAAUAAUAGCAGCACUGUCAUUAAACACUAUCUGAGCAGGGCAAGUGGCUGCAAACAUACAGUUUAAUAAUCCCAUUUCAGUGCUCUUAUCUCACAAACCAGCUAUUUCUCACAGAAAUCUGUUUUUCUUUAAAGCAUUUAUCGUGUUUUGUUUUUAUAUUCCAUGUCAGCGUAAUGAUAAUUAUAACCAUUUCUUAUGCAGAGGAGCAAAAUCGUACAGAUUUGCUUUAAAUGUGUGUGUCCCUUUUUAAAAAGUAGCCAACUGUAAAAGGUCACAGCAGUUCAUCUGAUCGCCUUCGCUUCGUUUGAGUUGAGGUGUAAUGUCACAACACACAAUACUUUAACACGGUAGACGAUACACUCAAUAAUAUAUAAUUCCAUUGAUAAUUUAUGUAUCUUUUAGUUGAGUUAACUUCUGUUUUUAUCUGCUGCAAAAAGAACAUCGAAAUAAACUUACUGAAAAAAUCAUGAAACAAGAUCAAGUGAAGUGUUUCAUUCUGUGAUUUUGUGCGAAGCUUCUGAGAAACAAACAUGCACAGCCUCUCGCUUUGUCUCCUCCUCACGCCUCUCUGUCACGCUCACUCCCUCUCCCUCACUUUCACACAUACUCACACUCGAAAGUGCAAUCUCAAGCAUGUGCGCACACACACACACACACACACACACACACACACACACACACACACACACACACACACACACUCUCACACACACACACAGAGAAGAUGCUGACCCCUCUAUUUACUGUGAUACUGUAGUUGUCGAACCAGCAAAACCACCUCUCAGGCAUCUCACUUUCAUUCCCUCCUCCUCUUCUGAAGCAGCCUCACACUCCCACCUCCUCCACCCUUCAGCCCCGCCCCCCCCCCCCCUCUCCAACCCCUCAAGCAUCAUGAUGGGACUAAUAUCCCCAUAGAGAUCUGAGUUAUAACAAGUUGACCUUCACAUUAAAAUCUCAUCAACUUCCCAUCUCCCUGUCUUCCUUUCUUUCUGCCCUUGAUCUCUCUUCUUUGUUUUGUUUGUCUGUUCUGUCAGUGCUGCACUGUAAAUGCUUUAAUGUCAUUGUCUGUAAAUCAUAUUGUCAGAAUGUAUUAUUGUUGCUUUUAUCUCUUUGAUAUACUCCCCACUGUUGCUUUUUUUUUUAAUCGUGUCUUAACUUGUCUCUGCAUCAAUAUUAUGAUCUGUUUUACACUUAUUUAUGCUCUAAUAAUGGUGUUAGAGAGAGUUUUCUCAGAUUUUAAUAAAAAAAAAGAAAUAUUGCAUCCCAAUUUUGAAGAUAACACACAGCUUGAUUUUCCUUGUGUUGCUGUGAUUCCAUAAAAACAAUGUCACUAAUCAUGUCAAGAAAUAUGACUUUAAUAUUUUGAUCGGUUUUAUAUUGAUUUCUGUGAUGACACACUUAAUGUAGAUAUCUUUCUAGUGGCAGAUGAGGCUUUUUUAUAGUCUGUGAUGUAUGCCUAACCUACAGUUUCACACUUAAAUACGGUGUUGUAAAGGAAAUAAAACAUGGAAUGUCACUCUUCUGAAAAGAAACAAUCCUGAUGGGUUUGUUUGAUGUUCACCUGAUGUCGACUGCCUGAUUUUAAACUCCUAACGACAACCUUUACUCCAACCUUGACAGUAUCUGCCUUUGUGUAACCAAACCUCCCGGCUCUCCAGUCGGAGUUGGGUGUGCAGUCUAUCAUUCACUGUCACUUUGACAUGAUAUCAUCCCUCUUCUUCACUGCUGCCUCCUCUUCCUCCCUCCCUCUCUACCUCUCUGUACUCAAUCUCUCAUUCUCAACUCGCUCUCUCUCCCUCUCACUUUCUCGGUCAUGCCCUGAGGUCAGAGUGUGCUGUAGACUAUUGAUAUCGUUACUAAAAAUAUAGGAUUCCUCCACCAGCCAGCUAAAAAUAGACCAAGGGACACGGACCACAGGAGACAGAGGAGGAGGGGGCAAGAGGAAGAGGAUGAGAGGGAUGAAAAGAGAUAGAAAGAGAGGGAGGGAGAGGUUACUAGCUGUGCUGUUUAACUGGGGUUAAAUGACAGUGUCUAACAAGAUCUUGAAUGAACCACAGCUACUAGAGGAGAUUGUGUUUUCUACUGAUAUUUGAUACUUAAUGCUGUAAAUUAGAUUUCA
Messenger RNA from Cottoperca gobio, 6134 nucleotides. RefSeq names its product protein kinase C, gamma (gene prkcg). Lineage: Eukaryota; Metazoa; Chordata; Actinopteri; Perciformes; Bovichtidae. Gene Ontology annotation, biological process: protein phosphorylation. The transcript has 17 exons. Gene Ontology annotation, molecular function: diacylglycerol-dependent serine/threonine kinase activity; ATP binding; zinc ion binding. The record is from RefSeq and is a predicted model, not a curated record. The coding region runs from base 644 to 2758 and encodes 704 amino acids.